Messenger RNA from Papilio polytes (common Mormon), 1185 nucleotides. RefSeq lists its product as uncharacterized. The coding region runs from base 130 to 828 and encodes 232 amino acids. NCBI's taxonomy places the organism in Eukaryota, Metazoa, Arthropoda, Insecta, Lepidoptera, Papilionidae. The record is from RefSeq and is a predicted model, not a curated record. The transcript has 5 exons.
AUACGGGAUCUCGCGCAAGGCACACGUACUGGCCGAAAGCUAACUUCUGGCGAGUUCGCGAAAUUAAAAACAAAAAGUUUCAAACUCGGGUUCGCUAAUAAAAGUGUUGUGGUUUCGUAACAUAAUUGAAUGUUUGAAAAAAGUUCAAUGACUAUUGUCAAUAUGGCAACAUUGUUUGUUGUUUUGUUGUUGCUCACAAGUAGUGCUGGAUCAGAUCUUCCUGAAGAAGAAACAUGCGUCUCCAGCCAGUUGCAGGUUUGCAUAGACCGAGUACCACGCACAAGAAUUGGUCUGCCGCGAAACAAAGAAGAGCUUGACGCGCAUUGUUCGGCAUACAAUAUCGGCAUGUCGUGCAUGAAUGAGUGGAUGAAACGCUGUCUGCCGACAGACGGACAGAAGAUCAUUCAGCGGCAGAUAGCCGGCGCUCAGAUCCUCAUGCGCUACCUCUGCUCAAAUGGAACUGCAGUGAGGAAAGAAUACCUGAAGGAGCCGGCUUGCCUGGCGAUGGUGUCGGCCGAGUGGUCGGCCUGCGUGGACAGAUUGCAAAUAACUGUCAGGGACAUUGCAGAGCGCUCUCCACAAAUUGUUUACUUUAACAGGAACUCAGAAUUUUGUUGUGCCCGUGACGAGUUCCUGUCGUGCGUGUCUCACGCUGCGCGAGCGUGCUCGGCUAGGGCUGGUACCGUGCUGCGCCGCAUCGCCUGGGUGCUGGCACAGGACGUGGCCGCGUGCAGCAAUGAGCCGGGCACGCACUGCGCCGCAUCGCCCCCGCCGGUAGCCCUCACUGCGCCCCUGCUCACCGUGCUCUACACACUCCGCUUCCAAUAGACGAACCGAAGAACUAAAGCAUCAGGCGCUUAUUACAAUUUGAUGUUUGCGUUAAAUAUGUUCAUUCGUCUCUUUGUAUCCAGUAGAUGUUACCCUUCUGGCCGUAAGUCUCUCAAAGAAGUCCGACGUCAUUUCACCUUCUAAGCGCUGAUCAACUUUUUAGACGACGAAACAGUCAAUAUCGCAAAAGUGACAGAAAAAUUACCAUGUCAUAGUUAAGGAUUAUCUGAGCCAGAAAUCCCGCAAAUAUUGUAAUUUUAUUGCUAUUUUUUACUCGCAUUAUAUUCGCAAUGUUGAAGCGAAAAUAACGUAUUAUAAUAAGGACGAUAAUUAAAGAAGACAUAAAGUUUAAUAAAU